AGCUUCUAACCAGGACUUUUGGGUCAAUGUUGUUAGCUGAAGUACUUGUAGGUUUACAAGGAGAUGAACAGUUUCUUUUUAAAAGGAUUGGAAAUGUGAACAUUGGAAAACAAAUUAGUUUUUAAAAUGCUUGAGAUGAAAAAGCCAGUAUUUUCGAAGCCCUGGUGAAGCCGCUUCCUGUAUGGUUCUUCUGUGGAGGCUGGUUGGGGAUCACCCCACUGGAUGCUGUGGUACUGAGCUCUGGGGUCUCUUCACCGUGUGUAUAAGGAACACCCCCCACCUCAGAACUGCCUUUAGACAGCAGUCCUGUAGAGCUGGACCGUUUGCCGAGACCUGUCUCCUGUGGUCCCCGAAUGCAGGAUGUGAUCUUCGUGGUGGAAAACUAAGUCUUUAAACUACCCCAAUGGAUGCAGACAGUGAUGUUGCAUUGGACAUUUUAAUUACAAAUGUAGUCUGUGUUUUUAGAACAAGAUGCCAUUUGAACUUGAGGAAGAUUGCUUUGGAGGGAGCAAAUGUCAUUUAUAAGCGUGACGUUGGAAAAGUAUUAAUGAAGCUUAGAAAACCUAGAAUUACAGCUACAAUUUGGUCCUCAGGAAAAAUUAUUUGCACUGGAGCAACAAGUGAAGAAGAAGCUAAAUUUGGUGCCAGACGUUUAGCCCGUAGUCUGCAGAAACUAGGUUUUCAGGUAAUUUUUACAGAUUUUAAGGUUGUGAAUGUUUUGGCAGUUUGUAACAUGCCCUUUGAAAUCCGUUUGCCAGAAUUCACCAAGAACAAUAGACCUCAUGCCAGCUAUGAACCUGAACUUCAUCCUGCCGUGUGCUAUCGGAUAAAGUCUCUGAGAGCUACAUUACAGAUAUUUUCAACAGGAAGCAUCACAGUGACAGGGCCCAACGUAAAGGCUGUGGCCACUGCUGUGGAGCAGGUCUAUCCAUUUGUGUUUGAAAGCAGGAAGGAAAUUUUAUAACUCACACUUCGUUGGUUAGUCUCUAACUGAGCACCUUGAAACCUGCUGCACAUUGGACUCAAAACACAAGGACAACUGGACCAACAGUGACCGAGGGAGUAGACUCCACUCACGGCUACAGUGUAAGCUCCAGUCCCUUUGGAUUUUACUUCAAACUUUGCUGUAAUAUAAAAAGGAAGUUUACAAGACAUGACGUUGCUGCUUUUACAAAAGGACAUUCUAUUUAUUUUCGCAGUAAUCCUCAUGUCCCCACAGGCAGAGCUGUCACGGUGUGCACUACCUUAAAAAAUUGUUUAUUGUUGUCAUUAUUUUUCCAGUUUGAGCUAAUGUGUUUUAUUUGUGAAUAGUCUUUUACAUUUUUGUAUGCUGAAUAUGGGCACCAAAGAACUUGUAAAAGUUAUCUUUUUCAAUUGAAUGUGCACAAAUAAAAGUUUGGAAAAGA
Messenger RNA from Arvicola amphibius (Eurasian water vole), 1406 nucleotides. It is a transcript of the gene Tbpl1, whose product is annotated as TATA-box binding protein like 1. The transcript has 7 exons. Gene Ontology annotation, biological process: DNA-templated transcription initiation. Bases 404 to 964 code for a protein of 186 amino acids. The record is from RefSeq and is a predicted model, not a curated record. Gene Ontology annotation, molecular function: DNA binding; general transcription initiation factor activity. Lineage: Eukaryota; Metazoa; Chordata; Mammalia; Rodentia; Cricetidae.